Molecule: messenger RNA, 861 nt
Organism: Sinocyclocheilus grahami
Lineage: Eukaryota; Metazoa; Chordata; Actinopteri; Cypriniformes; Cyprinidae
Gene: emx1
Product: empty spiracles homeobox 1
Exons: 3
Coding region: 1-696 (231 amino acids)
Biological process (GO): regulation of transcription by RNA polymerase II; central nervous system development; neuron differentiation
Cellular component (GO): nucleus
Molecular function (GO): DNA-binding transcription factor activity, RNA polymerase II-specific; RNA polymerase II cis-regulatory region sequence-specific DNA binding
Source: RefSeq, a predicted model, not a curated record
AUGUUCUCGGCAACGGGAAAGCGUUGUUUUACCAUUGAGUCUUUGGUGGCGAAGGAAAGCCCCUUAACACCAGAAGACCCUAUUCGCCCUACCGCACUAAGCUACGCGGCGCCUGCUGACAGUUUUCUUAACGGGUAUCAAAGCCCCGCAGGCCGCGCGCUCUAUCCAAACCCCGAACUGGUGUUCUCGGAGACUGUGAACCAUGCACCUCUCAGCAUGCACCCACACCAGCUCGGCAGCACGCACCUCCAGCACCCGCACUUCUUUGGCACGCAGCACCGUGAACCACUCAAUUUCUACCCGUGGGUCUUAAGGAACAGGUUUUUUGGCCAUCGGUUUCAAGGGAACGACGUCUCGCAGGACACGCUGCUACUACACGGACCUUUCGCGAGGAAGCCCAAGCGGAUCCGCACCGCGUUCUCGCCCUCUCAGCUGCUGCGCCUGGAGCGGGCCUUCGACAAGAACCAUUAUGUGGUCGGAGCCGAACGGAAACAGCUCGCUAACAGCCUCAGUCUCUCUGAGACUCAGGUGAAAGUGUGGUUCCAGAACCGCAGGACCAAGUAUAAGCGACAGAAGCUGGAGGAAGAGGGCCCGGAGUGCACACAGAAGAAGAAGGGAAACCACCACACUAACCGCUGGAGAAUUGCCACCAAACAGACCGGAUCUGAGGACAUAGAUGUCAUGUCUGAUGCCUAAGACCAACCUAAACACUACCCAAAUGAACACACAAGACCAAGAAAAGCACUAUUUAUUUAAUGUUAUUAGUCAUGAUAUUCUAAACCUAACUGCAGAGAACCUGCCCAUGUGAGUGUGGUGAUUGUGAAUUAAGGAUGAAUUAAACAGGUCAGCAAGGAAUCUACA